CUUUCAAAAAAGCCCAAAAAUCAACAAAAGCGUCACAUUUCUUAUUUUAUCAUCUACCGACGAAAUUUCAACCAGAUAGUCCCCUAUUGAAAAAUUAACAAAUCUAAUGUAAUAAACUUCACUCCCUCAAAUUUCCUUGACUUCCCAUCCGAUCCCGUAAAAGGAAUAAAAAGGAAAGCAGAUCCGUGGAAAGGAAAGAAAAAGGGGAAGGCGUUUUUAAAACGGUGAUGUGUGUUUUUGAUCUGGAGCUGAAAUGAAAUGCAGCAGCCGAAUCUGUUCCCGUUCGGAAGCCUUUUGGGGAAUCCGUUUUUAUUGAAUGGCGGCGUUGGCGAUUUAAGCGACGGUGGAUUUGAGAGCUCUAGGGUUUUCUUCUUGGUUCCUUUUUUGCUAUCCCAAGGAGGUGGAAUGGAUUUGUCCAAGGUUGGGGAAAAACUCCUCAGCUCCGUGCGUUCCGCGCGAUCACUUGGUCUCUUGCCUUCUGCUCCUUCUUCUGAUCGGCCUGAUGUUCCAGCUCGAGCUGCAGCAGCUGCUGCUGUUGCUCGUGCUCUUUCAGGAUUGCCAGCUGAUCAGAGAUAUAAUCUUCCAUCGAGUUCUGAAGAAUUGAUGUCAAUAUAUGGAAGCAAACCUCAGAGUCAAAUAGUAGAAGAAGUAGAGGAAGAAUUCUACGAGGAGAUGUUUGAUCCAAUAAAACACGUCCUGGAGCAUAUCCCUUCUGAAGAAAAUGAACUAGAAUAUUUUGAGAGACAGGCCACACUUAGAUUAGCUCAACUGGAUAGAGUAGCAGAACAUUUAUCCCGCAAUGUCAUGGAGCAUCAUGAAGUAAUGGUGAAGGGUAUGCAUUUGGUCAGUGAAUUGGAGAAAGACUUAAAGAUUGCAAAUGUCAUCUGUAGGAAUGGCAGAAGGCAUCUAAACUCAUCAAUGAACGAGGUUUCAAGGGACCUUGUUGUAAAUACUGAUUCCAAGAAAAAACAGGCUCUUAUGCACUUGCUUCCAGUACUUGCUGAGCUUCUUCAUGCACGGGAUAUGCAAGUAGCUCUUGAGUCUCUUGUUGAGGAAGGUAAUUUCUGCAAGGCAUUUCAAGUACUAUCUGAGUAUUUACAACUACUAGACAGUUUAUCGGAGCUCUCAGCAAUACAAGAGAUGAGCCAUGGGGUUGAGGUUUGGCUCGGAAGGACUCUUCAAAAGCUGGAUUCUCUCUUGUUAGGAGUUUGUCAGGAGUUUAAAGAAGAAGGCUAUUUAACCGUGGUUGACGCUUAUUCUUUAAUAGGAGAUGUCUCUGGCCUUUCUGAAAAGAUACAAAGUUUUUUCAUGCAAGAAGUUAUCUCAGAAACUCAUGCUGUGUUGAAGAGUAUUGUUCUGCAUGAGGACCAAGAUGUACAUAUGCAAAAUAGCAGACUUACCUACAGUGAUCUAUGCCUUCAGAUACCUGAAUCUAAGUUUAGACAGUGUUUCUUAAGAACACUGGCUGUCCUGUUCAAACUAAUGUGCUCUUAUCAUGAAAUCAUGGCCUUUCAGCCGGAGAAUAAGGUUUUAGAGUGCCCAAUAACAAAUGCCAAUUUGAUGGAAGAGUCUGUAGACCAGAGACCAGGUUCAUCUUCCAUGAAGGAGUCUACAACAGCCACGUCCAUGUCUGAUACAUCUGAAAGGAAAGAUUCUGGGGCUGGUGGACUGGUUUCUGAGGGUAGAAAUGAAGAUGGUGCUACGUCAAGCAGUGUAUCUCCGUGGUAUCAAUUAAGGAAAGAAGCCAUAACUUUUGUGUCACAAAACCUGCAGAGGGGACGUAAGAAUCUUUGGCAACUUAUGACUAGCCGAGUAUCAGUAUUGCUGUCUGCUUCAGCUGCUGCUUCUACAAGCAUUCAUCAACUUUUAAAAAAUUAUGAAGAUCUUAACACUUUCAUCUUGGCUGGGGAAGCCUUCUGUGGAGCAGAGGCUUUUGAAUUCAGGCAGAAACUGAAGGGUGUUUGCGGAAAUUAUUUUGAUGCAUUUCAUAGGCAAAAUGUAUCUGCGCUUAAAAUGGUUUUGGAGAGGGAAACCUGGCUUAGUUUGCCACCAGAGACUGCCGAAAUAAUUAGCUUUGCUGGGCUGGUCGGUGACGGAGCACCCUUAAUGGCUGCAUCUGGUGGAAGGUCUUCUAAUUCUAGGGUCCUUCACAUUGACAAAUCAGCCAACAAAGUUGACACAGAUGUUAAGAAGAGUGUGUUUUCUCCUUGGCUUAGAAAUGGCAACCCAUUUUUGCUAAAAGUAAGCUGCAGUUACAAAGAGACUCACAAUUCCUCCCCACUUAAUGGAGCAACCUCUGUGGUAUUUGAUGGAAAUGCUGAUAAUAUUCAUGGUGAUGUCUCUCCACACAAUGACGAUGAGAAUAAUAUCAAUGGCUCCAAUUCCAUCUCUGAAGAGGAAAAUGAGGAUUUACUUGCUGACUUUAUUGAUGAGGAUAGUCAGCUCCCUAGUCGAAUUUCAAAACCCAUCCUUUCAAGAGGUUACUCUUUUCAUGGCAUUGAUGAUUUUACAGCACAAACCGGAUUAUCUCUUUGUGUUCUAAGGUCGAUGGAUAAGUAUGCAAGAUUGAUGCAGAAACUUGAAAUAAUAAAUAUCGAGUUUUUUAAGGGCAUAUGCCAAUUAUUUGAGUUGUUUUUCCAUUAUAUAUUUGAAACAUUUGGUCUGCAAAACAUGAAUUCAAGUGCAAAGACUUCAACUGAUUCUCUUAAUUAUCGGUUAAAGGAGGCCUUAUCGAGAAUAACACAAGAUUGUGAAGAGUGGAUAAAAACUUCAUCAGGAUCCUUCUCAUCUACAACUGGACAUGCAGAUUUGACACCCACUGCUCCUCAAAAUACAAAUUUUGGUUCUCCGGCAAGCACCUCCGUUGGUCUAAAGGAAAGGUGUGCAGGUGCUGAUACUAUAGCCCUUGUAGCCCGGAUAUUGCAUAGAUCAAGAACUAAUCUCCAAUCAUUGCUUCUGAAGAGUAAUACAACUGUAGUUGAAGAUUUCUUUGUGCACCUGGUGGAUGCUGUGCCAGAUCUUAUAGAGCACAUACACAGGACAACCGCAAGAAUACUGCUCCACAUUAACGGGUACGUUGAUCGAAUUGCUAAUGCGAAAUGGGAAUUGAAAGAGCUUGGAAUGGAGCACAAUGGGUAUGUGGAUCUGUUGUUGGGAGAAUUUAAGCACUACAAAACAAGGCUUGCUCAUGGGGGAAUUCAGAAAGACGUUCAAGACCUCCUCUUGGACUAUGGACUUGAAAUUGUUGCGGAAACUCUUAUUGAAGGUCUAUCCCGAGUGAAGCGAUGCACCGAUGAAGGACGAGCUCUCAUGUCUUUAGACCUUCAGGUUCUAAUCAAUGGCCUACAACACUUUGUCCCCUUGAACGUGAAGCCAAAGUUACAGAUUGUCGAAACUUUCAUCAAGGCUUAUUAUCUUCCCGAAACCGAAUACGUCUGGGCACGAGCUCAUCCUGAAUACAGCAAGAGUCAGAUAGUGGGGUUGAUAAACCUUGUUGCUACAAUGAAAGGUUGGAAAAGAAAAACCAGGUUGGAAGUUCUGGAAAAGAUCGAGUGAGCUGGUAUGUAGUCGAUCAACGUAAAGUUUCACACUUGAUAAAAAAGAAAUAAGUCCUUUUCGGUUCUUUGUAACAAAAUUAUGUAUAUCCAAAUGAGUGAUUCUUGAUCCCCUUUUCAUUACAACGAGUGCGAUUAAGGUUGUAUAUCUUCGAAUGUCUUUGUUUGUAACACUUGUGUUUCUCUUAAUAUCUAAUGCAAUCUUGAAGUAACACGUGAUGUUGUGUA
Molecule: messenger RNA, 3782 nt
Organism: Hibiscus syriacus
Lineage: Eukaryota; Viridiplantae; Streptophyta; Magnoliopsida; Malvales; Malvaceae
Product: syndetin-like
Biological process (GO): endocytic recycling; retrograde transport, endosome to Golgi
Cellular component (GO): EARP complex
Molecular function (GO): SNARE binding
Source: RefSeq, a predicted model, not a curated record